AUGGACAAUAGCAUACCUAUUUCUAAGCGUCUGUGGCUUUUGAGAGACAAAGCUCACGCAUGGUUCAAGGUUGACACCCGCCCUUCCGAAAUAGUCCCUGUACUAAGAAGGGCAAUGCUAUCUCGAGACAACAUUGUUACUGGUGGGCAUUUCUGCUCGUGGAACCCACCAGGAGACACAGCCAUGAUCUUUCCAGUACUUCCAAAGCCCUCGCAACAGUCAAUCCAGCGAAACUGGCUCCCAGAAACGUUGUGUUCGGUUCCAUACUCACACAACCUUGAUGUAUUUAUGGACCCAGCACAGAACCUGAUCGCUGUUGCCUAUGUUGUUGAUCACAAGACAGUCUAUAUUAACCUUGGAGCCCUGGAUGGUGAUCGUGUUCACCCUCAGGCUGCUGGAGAGAGGCUUCUGUCAGACGAUUCAGAAAACCGCUUUGGAACGUCAAUUGCAAAGCUCAAAGGUUUUGGGAGGCAUAUCGCUUUGUUGUGUCGCUGGGACAAUGAAUAUCAGAUUUCGUUGGUCCUGGUGUGGCAGCUGCAGAUUUGGGACUGGAAAUACUCGACAACAUCCAGUAGCGUCCUCAGUGGUGCAGUACUCAACAGAUCCCCCUUUCCAGUUGAUUUUUGUUUCCUUGGGAACAAUUGA
Messenger RNA from Suillus discolor, 645 nucleotides. RefSeq lists its product as uncharacterized. The record is from RefSeq and is a predicted model, not a curated record. Lineage: Eukaryota; Fungi; Basidiomycota; Agaricomycetes; Boletales; Suillaceae. The coding region runs from base 1 to 645 and encodes 214 amino acids. The transcript is spliced from 2 exons.